Malus domestica (apple) is the source of this 3356-nucleotide messenger RNA. NCBI's taxonomy places the organism in Eukaryota, Viridiplantae, Streptophyta, Magnoliopsida, Rosales, Rosaceae. The record is from RefSeq and is a predicted model, not a curated record.
CUCAAGAUUGUUGAGAGGUUUCGCGUAGAGCGAGAAUUUGCACAGGGCAAUUUGUGUGUUGAAUUGGAGAGACUUUAAUGAUGUACUCAUCCCUCUAUUUAUAGUAGUCAACCUGCUCCCAAUCGAAUCACAACCCUACUCGGAUUAGAACUCCUUCCCCCGAUCUAACCUUAUCUCGGCCACUCCUACUCCUACUAAGACUUUGAACUCAACCCCCUUAUCAGGCCGCAUUCAAUCCUAAACUUCUACAUCCUUAUCCUGUCAAAACUCCUUCUCGUAUCAAGAUUCAACCAUCCAUGGACUCCUAAUAGGGCACGGCCGGCCUUGGCUAUAUGGCCCAUAAGCCGAAUGACCCACAACGACUCCUAAACAUGGCCUUUGGGCCGAGAACAAUUAUAAACUUGGCCCAAACCAAGCAUUACCCCCUUGCUUCUGAGGUCGUCAACCUACAUUCCUUGGUUCGACCCUUGACCUUGAAGAAGUGAAACCGACCUAAAGACAAUCAUUGAAUCCUCUUGAGAAAUACUACCAUGCACAUUUAUGAGACAUAACCCCACGAUCUUGAUUUCCCAACCGUCCUGCCACAUGUCAGUCCCCUGGUUAACCUAGCAAUCCACAAUCAUGACCCUCGAAAACAUACGAUCGCAAAAACGUCUCUCUUGCACUAAACCUGUCGCAACACGCAAUCGUGCAUCCUUAAACCGUGAAAACCUCAACCUUUUUGCCUAGAUUUCCUGAACAUCUACAAUGAUUAGCAACUUUCCCGCUCGAUUAUAUCCUUAAUUUUGAAAAUCAAACGUUUAGCCUUCCUUCCCAAAUGCCUAUAAAUACUCGAAUCUCUUCCACGCGUACCUUAUGCUUUCCAAAACCCUUGAAAUUUUCUCACCACUUUGCUUUCAAAACUUUCAAUACCAGAAAAUCCCAAGCUUUCAUCUCAGAUAUCUUUAAGCCUUCAUCAAUGGCCCCCUUCAUUUCCCAACUCUCCAACGAGUUCAACAAGUGCAAAGACUUCAUCGAUCGGAACGCCAUCAAGACCCUGCGUUUCGAGAGUGACCUAAACACCACUCACCAAAUCCUAUGCCCACUCUUUAAGGACACAGUGCCAUCGUUCAUCACCAAUCUGCUUGGCACAUUUGUUGCAAGGAUUUGAUUGGUCAAAGUGGUGUUUGACAAAGCCUCAAGGAGCCUGGCCUUUGACCAAUGCAAACUGGGCGGCAUGGGUCGUACGAAUGGAAAAAUUCUUUAGUAAAGAGUGGGAAGCUCUCGGCAUCCACGACGCCAUUAAACUCUCGACCAUGGAGAUUACCAUGGAUAAAGAACUCAUUAUGGCAACUCUAAGCCUCUGGUGCUUGGCUACCAACACCAUGGUCAUUCCGUUCGGCCUUAUAACCCCCACCAUCAUCGACAUCUCGGCUAUUCUCGGGACUUCUCCUUCUGGCAUUCCAAUAGACGACACCCUUAUUGGAUGCUCAUUAAAUCUCGACCUCAAGGUGUUGUUCGACGAACAAGUCGUCUAGACGUUGAGCCAAAAAGGUCAAGAGCCUUCAAAAGAGGAAGUUCAGAAGUUGCAUAAGAAUUUCCUUAACUACAACACCCUUAUCCUCCAUUUUGCUGGUCGAUGGGAGGUGAUUCUACGGAAGGGAGAACACGAGGCCUUCCUAUUUUCUGUUGUACUAAGUCGAAUAAGUGCUUGGUCUAAAAUAUGCCACCGGUGGCGGAAGCCCUGGCUAGUGGUCAUUCUCUGGCGCUCAGACCCGCUAUCCUUGUCAACCUUUUGCGCUGCCUGGCAGAAACGACCAUCAAUAAGAUUGACCCGUAUCAGAAUGGACCUCUCUGGGUGUUCUAACUCUGGCUGCAGGUUUAUUUCUCCAUACUUCGGCCAGAAAUCUCCAACCUCCAAUCCACUGUAGCAAUCGACCUUCAGUUAGCUCUCGCCCAGUGCCUCCUCACCUAGCUAAAGAGGUCUUCAAACACUUCUUCGACCUAGACGUCCUUUUCAACAACGAAUUUUUGAUAUGUCGUCGUCAGGAAUACCCCCAUUUCGGUAAACUUCCCACAUCAAUCUGGAGUGAAAGCGAAGAUGCUGGUUUUCGUCAAAACUGGGGGUCGUUCGUGUUAACUCGCGACCUUCCCCUCGGUUGUGAUGCUCGCCGAGCAAGUUAGGAAUUCUACCACCCCCAUUUUGCUGCCCGACAGCUUGGCUACCUCCAAGGUUGCCCGGUGCCCCUACUUUUUCUCGCUCCCUUCUAAGCCGAGGACACCUCUUUGGUUCCUCAAAAAGGGAGUGCAAAGACACCGAGGAGUUUCAGGAACGGUGUAAGAAAUUUCACCUUCGACCAACUGUUCCUGAAUCUUUCGGCACCAACAUCUUCGACGACUGGUGGGAAGAAAAUACUCACGACUUUUUUGGCGCUUCGGUCGAGGACGUAGUAACAAAAAAAUUUGUGAUCGACCCAAAAAAACUUAUGCCCCUCAAUCUAAAGAGACGCCCCAAGGCGAUCGGGUAUUGAAACAGGCAGACGUGGUCGCCCCGGCUAUGGCCAAGAAAAAAUUGACCCAUUCCUCCAAGAAAUCUAAAACUGACGCGCAAAACACAUUAAGCAAACAGCCUCACUCGGAUGCCGAGACGGCAGGUGAAGCCACUCGUCCCACAAAACGCGUCAAGAAAUUGGCGAAUAAUGGAGCACGAGAGAUUCACGUUAUCUCCAGCCACACCACCGGAACAAUCACUCCAAGUGCCUCUCCUCUUGUUCCCGUUGUUCAGGCCUCAGCGAAGAAACAACCAUCUUCAACCAACCCAGCAACCCAAGCUCACCCGGCCCCUGAGGUCCCCGAGGUCGCAGUCGAACCAGUUAUUAUACUGCUGGUCGAAACGUCUGCAGCUCUGAGGCCGACUUUAGCACCCAUUCUGGGGGAGGCAACCCCUUUGAUCGGGAAGAAUCUCCCCAAGAAUCUAAAACAAUCAGCGAUCAUCUUAGAAGAGGAUGACGAGAGUGACGAGAUUCUGCCGGUAAGUUGCUCUCAACCAACCGUAACUCCUUCCAUUGAUCCUCCCCCUGUGGUUGAGGUGACCGACCAGGUUGAUCCUCUUGUAGCCGAUCGUGGAAAAAGGCCUAUCAUUGAACCUGAAGCGACGUCAGAAACUCCAAUUCACCCACAGGACCAAGACCUCAGUAUCCCCUCUCAAGAAGCGACAUCAGCUUUUGUAAGGCUCGAUUACUUUCUCUUGUCAAUUUUGUUAUAACAAGUCUGAACCAAGAAAAAUAUUAAAUGUCAAGUGCCCAGUUAUUCAUUUCAUCGAAAAUUCUAUGCGCCGAAGGGUGUUAUCUAUAUUUCUUGGCCACCUCAGUGGCCAU